ACAUGACACAAGACACUGCUCUCGAUAUGAAGGAUGUCGAGCUGAAUGAGCUCGACCAGGAGAAGGUCCCAAUGGCCGCUGGGGCAGGAGAUCUGAUUUCUGCAGGGGGAGAGAAGAAUGGGGUAGUCAAAGUGAAACUGGAGGCUGAUGGUGAUCUGGGCACCGACAAUAGCCAGAAAUUCACAGGCCUCUCUAAAGAGGAACUUCUGAAAGUGGCUGGCACUCCUGGUUGGGUGAGGGUCCGUUGGAUCCUUCUCAUAUUGUUCUGGGUGGGCUGGAUUGGGAUGUUGGCAGGAGCCGUGGUCAUUAUUGUUCAGGCUCCCCGGUGCCGACCCUUGCCGGAGAUGCAGUGGUGGAACAAAGGCCCUCUUUACCUGAUCGGGAACCCCGAGACCUUCCAAGACUCCAACGAGGAUGCAGUCGGCGACAUUAAAGGAAUUGAGCAGCGUCUAGAUUCUCUUAGCUCUCUCAAGGUAAAGGGUCUCGUUGUUGGUCCUUUACACGUCACCAAAGAAGACAGUCUUGCAGACACUCAUCUUACUGAAAUUGAUCCCAAGUAUGGGACCGAAGAACACUUCCGCCAACUACUUGAAGCGGCCCACAAGAAAAGUAUUGAGAUCAUUUUAGAUCUCACACCGAACUACCAGGGUGACAAUGUUUGGUUUAGUCAGGCUGGAAGUGCUACAGAUGGGGACCUCCAGAAAAAAGUCAAGGAAGCUAUGGAUUUUUGGCUGGAACAGGGUGCUGCUGGCAUAUAUUUAAGUGGCAUUGAAAAACUAGAAAAUCCUACCGAUCUUCUUGCUGAAUUCAAAAACAUUACUGCUAAUCACAGCAAACAAGGGAAAGCCAGGGUUUUGCUGGCAUCCACAGAUGAGCCCAACUACAACAGUGUGUUGAACCUCUUCAAUGAGACAGCAGUGGGCUUGCUCUCUUCUCGCUACUUUGUUGAAGCAAACACUAGCCAAGGCUCUCUGGGAGAUCGUAUCAACCAAUAUAUGAUGAAUGCAGACGAUCAGUGGAAUAGUUGGGCGAUUGGUGGGCCACGAGUGGGUCACAUGGCCUCUCUGAUACAAGAAAAGUUGCUGCAUGUAUACCAGCUUCUGUUGUUUACAUUAAAGGGGACCCCAGUCACCCAGUAUGGGGAUGAAAUUGGACUCAAAGAUCUUCCUGGACAGCCUGCCCAUUCUCAGGGCCCUUAUAUGCAAUGGGAUGAUUCUACAAAUUAUGGAUUCUCCAGUCAUCCACUCGCACGACUGUCCAUUAUAAACAUGAAUGUGACCUUUAAGGCCCAGGAGGAAGACUCAUCCUCAUUGCUUAGCUGGUACAAGCGCCUGAGUGAACUACGUGGAAAAGAACGAGCACUACUUCAUGGAGAUUUUUACUUUCUGCACAUCAGUGAGAAUUCUCUGGCGUUCCUGCGUAGUUGGGACCAGAAUGAAAGAUUUGUGUCAGCACUGAACUUUGAUCCAGACAGUGAGGUAGAGCUUAUGCUGACAGUGUCUGAUGUACCUGAACAGUGCUCUGUAGUACUGAGUUCAAACCCACAGAGGCAGGAAGGUAGCAAUGUGUCAGUAAGAAAACUGAAGCUGGCUCCAGGUGAAGCUUUGCUCCUUAAAUAUCCAUACAAUGGUUAACCGGUAUUUAAACAGGCAAAACGUGCACAUUCCAUAUGGUGACACUACCUAGCAUACAACGAGAAACAUUAACUAUGAAUAUAAAAGAAUCCCUGCUACCCCCUUCUGUGUGUCUAGGUAGAAAAUUGUUGAGGCAAAAAUUACGUGGUUAACAUUGAAACUUCCUACUAAAAUAAAAUUUGCACGUACAAGAA
This is a messenger RNA of Spea bombifrons (plains spadefoot toad), 1828 nucleotides long. It is a transcript of the gene SLC3A2, whose product is annotated as solute carrier family 3 member 2. Gene Ontology annotation, biological process: carbohydrate metabolic process; amino acid transport. The record is from RefSeq and is a predicted model, not a curated record. The transcript is spliced from 9 exons. NCBI's taxonomy places the organism in Eukaryota, Metazoa, Chordata, Amphibia, Anura, Pelobatidae. The coding region runs from base 3 to 1634 and encodes 543 amino acids.